AUGGAACCAAAGCGGCCUGAGGGCGUCUUCUCUUUCCUCGACACUGACCUGUACAAGCUGACGAUGCAAUGUGCGAUCCUCAAGUACUUCCCUUCGGUCGACGUGGAAUACAAGUUCACCAACCGCACCUCGCAGAUGCGGUUGGACCAAGAGGCAGUCGCCUGGCUGCGGGAACAGAUUACCAAGUUGGGGAACAUCACGCUCGAACAGCAAGAGUUGGAAUAUUUGAGAAAACAUUGUCCCUUCCUGGGCUCCGACUACUUGGAGUAUCUGCAGAGGUUUCGCCUCCGACCCGCCGAGCAAGUGCAUCUCGAGUUCACGCCCGUCGAUGGCACGUUCGGUGACCUCCACAUCACCGUCACUGGCCUGUGGGUCGAGACAAUCCUCUACGAAAUCCCUCUCCUGGCCUUGACGAGCGAAGCAUAUUUCAGGUUCGUCGACAAGGACUGGGACCACCAGGGACAAGAGGAACAGGCAUAUGAGAAGGGAGUGCAGUUGUUCAGCGCAGGCUGCGUUGUGUCCGAAUUCGGCUCUCGGAGAAGACGCGACUUCCACACCCAAGACCUCGUGAUUAAAGGUCUAGUCCGGGCCUCACAUGAAAAGGACCGACCUGGAAAGCUGUCGGGCACAAGCAAUGUGUACUUUGCGAUGAAGUAUAGCAUUCCCCCUGUCGGAACAGUUGCCCACGAGUGGUACAUGGGCAUUGCCGCACUGACCAAUGACUACGAAAAUGCCAACGAAAACGGCCUCCGGUAUUGGCUUGACUGCUUCGGCAAGGGGGUUCUGGGCAUUGCACUCACGGAUACCUUCGGCACGCCCGACUUCUUCAAGGCUUUCAAGAAACGAGUACCAGCACGCACGUCGGCGGCACGGGAUGACUCGACCGGGUAUACCGAAGAGAACCACACCGCAAAUCAUCAGCCUUCCUAUGCUGAAGUCUUUGCGGGCAUCAGACAGGACUCUGGCGACCCAAAAGUAUACAUAAAACGCGCUGAUAACUUCUACAAGUCAAUCGGGCUGGACCACAAGAGUAUUGUGUUCUCAGACUCUCUCAACGUGGAAAAAUGCAUCGAAUACCGAGAGCUGGCAGAAGCGUGCGGGUUCAAGCCUUCUUUUGGAGUCGGGACAUUCUUCACGAACGAUUUUAGGCACAAGUCGGACCCUGGAACGAAAUCCAAACCAAUGAACAUCGUCAUCAAAUUGUCCAAGGCAGGUGGUAGACCAGCAAUCAAGUUAUCCGACAAUAUCGGGAAGAACACAGGCGACGAGAAAACGGUACUAGAUGUCAAACGCCGUCUGGGUUACACGGAGAAGGAAUGGAGGGAAGGUGAUGAAUCCAAGAGGUGGUGA
Messenger RNA from Fonsecaea nubica, 1350 nucleotides. Its product is annotated as nicotinate phosphoribosyltransferase. The coding region runs from base 1 to 1350 and encodes 449 amino acids. Gene Ontology annotation, molecular function: nicotinate phosphoribosyltransferase activity. Lineage: Eukaryota; Fungi; Ascomycota; Eurotiomycetes; Chaetothyriales; Herpotrichiellaceae. The transcript has a single exon. Gene Ontology annotation, biological process: NAD+ biosynthetic process. The record is from RefSeq and is a predicted model, not a curated record.